AUGGAGAUGGACUUUUUGUCACCAAUUAGUCAAGAUGGUGGUCAAAAUUCAGAUGGUUUGGAUAGAUUCAACUCCCUGAGGCAGUUUGGUUUAACCAAGGCAUGCAUAGAACAAAUUAUAGGUUAUGCUGAAAAGCUUUUUGGAAAGUGUUAUCAGAUUGUAAAAGAAUCUAGAAAUGCCAAACCAAAAGACAGGGAAAAUGCAUUUGUUUAUGCACUUUCUGCGCUUACAAUCUUGCAUAACUUUGGUACUGUCGUAAAUGAUCAUCUGGAAUUACUUGAGGAGGAACUUGUCGAAAAGAAACAUAAACCUGGAAAGAAGCAAAAAAAAGUGUUAGAUUCAUCUGCAACAGAUGAAACAACUGAUUCACAGUUAGAGUUAGAAGAUCUCUUAGAAACGGAGGCAGAUGGAAUGACUUCAGAGCUUAAAAGACGUGUGAAACGUGCUCAUAAAGAAAAACCAUCUGGUACUCCUAAAACAAAGAAAGUAAAACGCCGGAAAUCACCUACAGAAUUAUCUCAAUCAGAGAGUACAUCAUCAUUGAAGCGACAAGCAAUCGAACCUUAUAAGCGUAUACGAAAAGCCGAAGAGAUUGAAGAAGGUAUUGAAAGUGAAAGUUUAGAGAAAGAUAUAGUUUCAAAAGAGCCUAAGUUAAAAAGCUUGAAAGCAGCAGUCAGAAAACAUGUUGUACGCGAUGAUGUAAAAAGAGCCAAAGUAGAAAGAGAUCCUGUUACAGGACAGCUAAAAGUGCCUACUAUACUACGAAAGUUAUCACCUACACAGGAGAGAGAAAAAAUUACAUCAAAACUAAAACAAUUUUUAAUCCAGCAAACAGAUGAGUUACACGCUACGCCUGCUCCAUCUUUAAGCCUUAAAAAUCUUUUAUUAGCCCUGGAAGAUUCAAGUAAAUCAGUAAUGGCUGAAGAAAUUCUUUUAUUGUUGGCAAAGGAAUUUAACAUUGAUGCAAACAAUCCAGAUGAGCUGGUUAAUCGAAUUAAAGAGCAAAUGGAUUCUGGUAAACAGACUGAUAAAGUUACUCCAAUCAAUAAACUGUUCAAUUUGUUGAGUGUUUUAGGUGGUAUUGACCAUUUGGAUGAUGAUAAAAGUACAGAGAUUGACAACUUUUCACAGAUGAAUACUUUUGAAAAAGCUGAAUUUUUACGUCAAAAAAAGAAAAUGAUCAAAGGACUAUGCAAUGAUAUUGAAGCUCAGUUAAGAUAUAAUCGAACAAAAAUAAACGAAAUGUCAGCGUCAUCUAGAGCGAUUUGGUUUACAUUAGACUCACAAGCUAAAUCAAACAGAGAAUUGUGUGAGAAAAUUGUAUUUUUAUAUCAGCAAAAUGCUAUCAGUUCACAAUUAGCUUCUGUUAUAGUUGAGAAUUUCAUACUAGAUAUCUUAGACGGAAUAGCACUUCUAGAAAACGAAGAAUUGCUUUUAGAUGGAGAAGACAAAAAAUUAUACGAAGAAAUUAAUGAUAAGCUUGAUAUAUUGAGUUUAUUCGGUCUUAAAUCAGAUGAUCUGAGAAAAAGAUUCGAGCCAACAUUAUUAUCAGACGUUCAAAUUGAUGAAAGACGUUAUGACUUAAACGUGAAACUGCCAUCAUCUUAUGCCGAUUUAAUUGAAAGAAUAUUCUUAGCAAACUUUGUCACAUCAGAAUUCUUUGAAGAUAUACCAAGACAACCAUUGGAAAAGAUGUAUUCAGGAUUAUUUGCUGGACUCCACGAAGAAAUUACUUUGGAAGAAAAGAUCAGUAGAAAGAGUCAGAUGGAAGAAGAAGCCAAAAAAUCUGUAAUGACUCAAGACAUAUCGCUUAUCAAAAAGACUUUUAAAGAACCAUGGAAAUAUUUGGAUCUGAAUUCACCACUUAUUCAAAUCAGUAAACAACUGUCAAGAGGAAUAAGACAAGCAGCAGAUCGACUAGAUGAUAAAUCUAGUCUUGGGGCCUGGGAAAGAGAUAUAAUGGCGUAUGAAACGACUAAAAUUCAAAUCAGUGGGAAACAGACUACACCUGAAGGCAUACAAAAAAAAGAAAUUGGCAUCAUAAAAAUGCCAUUAUUUUCGUUAGGUGAAGAAAUUGAAGAUGACUCUCGAAUACGAAUGAAAGGCAAGCAAUAUAUUUCAGAAAGUGCGACAGAGAACAUAUUUGAUGAUACAACAAUUUUCCCUGUCAGAAGUCAUCUAGGAGCAAUGAUGGUAACUGGAAGUCAUUUACCUUUUAUUAUUGCCAGAGCACCUACACAAUCUGUUCCAAUACAGCCGACAUCAUUCGCUGUCCGAUUUGCACAGAAACCUCCUAAAAGAAGAAUGUUAGGAAAAAGAGCAAAAGUCACUCAGUCUUUAUCACCUAUAGAAUCAAGUAAACAUUCUCCUCAUGUAAAAUUUACACAAGAUACUACUCAUAAACCAGUUGGAUUGAUGGGUUUAGAACCCAAAUCAAUGAGUGAAUCAACUCCAACACAAGAAGUAGAAGAACAUACAUACGCAGGAUUAAAAAAGGGUGGUUGGCAUAAAAUGGAAUUUAUUCCCCACAGUGGGAUUAAUCUAGAAGAAUCAGAAAGUAAAAUGGAAACUCCUUCCACUAUUUCAAAUAUUCAAAUUAGGACACCUACUCCCCGUUUUCAACAAGUACCCCAAAUUGUAUCGCCUGAAAGUUAUCGUGUUGCUCAACAUAAGAUUCAUGGAAUGUAUAAAACACUAAGCGAUGAUGAGGCAAAGCAUACACUUUGGCCAGACAUUCAAACCUUGAAGUUCACUUAUCAAAAAGAUUCUGAAAAGAAAACAAUCGGUGUGUGGACAUGGUUUGAUAGAAUACUGGCAUCAAAACCUGUCCCGCUGUCAUCAACAGAAGGAAUGAUUAAAACACAAACACGUAAAAAUCGUAAAGCAUUAUUAUCAUCAUCAAAAACACCGUAUAAAGUAGAUGAACAGUCAGAACAAACAACUUCUGAAAUAGAAAAACUAGACAGUGAAUCAAUAGAAAGUUAUGAGAAAAUAUUCCAGUAUCGGUAUACGGGAGCAACUUUUGAUUUUAAAGGAAAAUUUCGAAUACCAAAAUGGUUGGAACAAAGAUUAUAUGAAGAUCUUGGCAAUUCCCUUUCUACAGGAAUCAAAAUUCAAGAGAAGGAUACAUCUAGCUUGCCGCCAAUGAUUCCCACUAGAUCACAUGGUUCAAUGAUUAAAAUGAAAAAGCUAAAAGAACCUUCGCCUAACAAAAUGAAGCAAUUUCGUAAUGAUUUACAAAUAGCUGUGAGUCAUCUAAAGUACAUACUACACCCACAACAGCUAACUCGUUUACUUAUCGAAAUCAAAAGUGAAAUUCCCACACUAGAAACAAUUAAACUAUUUGAAAAGCUAUUGCUACAAGCUGCUCAGAAAGCUCGAGAUGCAAAACAUAUGGAAGAAGCUACGACACAUGAACUACCAAGAUUAUCACAGAUCAAUUUGGAGCAACAACGAAAGACAUUCCAACCUUCAUCACUAACAGAUAUUGGACAAGAAAUACGCAAAAGGCUUCAUUGCCGAUAUGAAACAUUGGCUAGGAAAGGAUAUCAAAAUUUAGGCUUGUCAAUUUCUGCACACAUCGCUAGAAUGGAACUUGUUGCAUAUAUGCAAAAAUCAAUUCAGCAGAGAGCAUGUCAACGAAUUAAAAAUUCAAUGAGACAAUGUGUCAGUAAAAUUAUACAAUAA
Molecule: messenger RNA, 3687 nt
Organism: Trichobilharzia regenti
Lineage: Eukaryota; Metazoa; Platyhelminthes; Trematoda; Strigeidida; Schistosomatidae
Source: the annotation of a GenBank genome assembly